Molecule: messenger RNA, 6775 nt
Organism: Pogoniulus pusillus (Red-fronted tinkerbird)
Lineage: Eukaryota; Metazoa; Chordata; Aves; Piciformes; Lybiidae
Gene: PLXNA2
Product: plexin A2
Exons: 32
Coding region: 160-5847 (1895 amino acids)
Biological process (GO): regulation of GTPase activity; regulation of cell shape; negative regulation of cell adhesion
Cellular component (GO): plasma membrane; semaphorin receptor complex
Molecular function (GO): protein binding; semaphorin receptor activity
Source: RefSeq, a predicted model, not a curated record
CCCUGGAUCUCCAUGGUGUCGGGAGCCGGCUGGAUUCCCCCGCCGUGAGCCGGCACCCGAGGAGACGGGCGGCACCGGAGCGGCGAGGGCUGAACCAUGUGAGGGACGUUGCUGGGGCACAGGACACGCUCGGGGGACACGGAGUUUGCCUUUCCCAGGAUGGAUCAGAGGAAGAACUGGCCUCGGGUACCAGACUCCGAUGGCUGGGCGGUGGCUUUGCUCUGUCUCUUCCUGGCAUCCCUCUCACGGAACGUCUCCAGCAAUGCCUUGUUCAACACUUUCCACUCGGAGAACCGGGACUGGACGUUCAACCACCUGACCGUCCACCAGGGCACCGGAGCGGUCUACGUCGGAGCCAUCAACAGGGUCUACAAGCUCUCGGGCAACCUGACCAUUCUGGUGGCUCACAAAACCGGUCCCGAGGAGGACAACAAAUCCUGCUACCCCCCCCUCAUCGUCCAGCCCUGCAGCGAGAUCCUCACCCUCACCAACAACGUCAACAAGCUGCUGAUCAUUGACUACUCUGAGAACCGACUGCUGGCCUGUGGCAGCCUCUACCAGGGCGUCUGCAAGCUGCUGCGCCUGGACGACCUCUUCAUCCUGGUGGAGCCCUCCCACAAGAAGGAGCAUUACCUGUCCAGCGUCAACCAGACGGGCACCAUGUACGGGGUGAUCGUGCGCUCGGAAGGCGAGGACGGGAAGCUCUUCAUCGGCACGGCAGUGGACGGCAAGCAGGAUUACUUCCCCACCCUCUCCAGCCGCAAGCUGCCCCGGGACCCCGAGUCCUCAGCCAUGCUGGAUUACGAGCUCCACAGCGACUUUGUGUCGUCCCUCAUCAAAAUCCCCUCGGACACCUUGGCCCUCGUUUCCCACUUCGACAUCUUCUACAUCUACGGCUUCGCCAGCGGCAACUUCGUCUACUUUCUGACCGUGCAGCCGGAGACCCCCGAAGGGGUCUCCAUCAACUCCGCCAGCGACCUCUUCUACACCUCGCGCAUCGUGCGGCUCUGCAAGGACGACCCCAAGUUCCACUCCUACGUCUCGCUGCCCUUCGGCUGCGUCCGGGGGGACACGGAGUACCGCCUGCUGCAAGCAGCCUACCUCUCCAAGCCGGGAGACGUGCUGGCCAGGGCCCUCAACGUCACGGCCCGGGAGGAUGUGCUCUUUGCCAUCUUCUCCAAGGGCCAGAAGCAGUACCACCAGCCCCCCGACGACUCCGCGCUCUGCGUCUUCCCCAUCCGCGCCAUCAACGCGCAGAUCAAGGAGCGCCUGCAGUCCUGCUACCAGGGGGAAGGCAACCUGGAGCUCAACUGGCUGCUGGGGAAGGAUGUUCAGUGCACUAAAGCGCCAGUCCCCAUCGAUGACAAUUUCUGUGGGCUUGACAUCAACCAGCCCCUGGGAGGCUCAACGCCCGUGGAUGGAGUGACCCUCUUCACCUCCAGCCGCGACCGGAUGACUUCCGUUGCUUCCUAUGUCUACAAUGGCUACAGUGUGGUGUUUGUGGGGACAAAGACUGGCAAGCUGAAGAAGAUCCGAGCAGAUGGUCCUCCCCACGGUGGAAUUCAGUAUGAGACAGUGACAGUGUUCAAGGACGGGAGCCCAGUCCUCCGAGACAUGGCCUUCUCCAUCGACCAGAAGUACCUCUACAUCAUGUCAGAGAGACAGGUUUCUCGGGUGCCUGUGGAGUCCUGUGAGCAGUACACGACCUGUGGGGAGUGCCUGAGCUCGGGGGACCCCCACUGUGGCUGGUGCACCCUCCACCACAUGUGCUCCCCGAGGGACAGCUGUGAGCGAGCAGAGGAGCCUCACCGCUUCGCAGGCAGCAUCAGCCAGUGCAUGAGCAUCACCGUGCAGCCCAGCAGCAUCUCCGUCUCCCAGCACAGCCUCCCGCUCAGCCUGCUGGUGAGUUAUGCUCCAGACCUGGCAGCAGGGGUCACCUGCCUCUUUGGGAACCUGACAGAGGUGGAAGGGCAGGUUUCAGGCAGCAGGGUUGUUUGUGUUUCACCAGCAGCCAAAGAUGUUCCUGCCAUACCUCUGGAUCAGGACUGGUUCGGAGUGGUGCUGCAGCUGAAGUCGCGGGAGACAGGGAGGACGUUCGUCAGCACCGAGUUCAAGUUCUACAACUGCAGUGCCCACCAGCUGUGCCUGUCCUGUGUGAACAGUGCUUUCCGCUGCCACUGGUGCAAGUACCGGAACCUCUGCACCCAUGACCCCACCACCUGCUCCUUCCAGGAAGGAAGAAUCAACAUCUCUGAGGACUGUCCCCAGCUCUCCCCAACAGAGGAGAUCCUGAUCCCAGUGGGAGAGGUGAAACCCAUCACUCUGAAGGCCAGGAACCUGCCCCAGCCCCAGUCUGGCCAGCGUGGCUACGAGUGUGUCCUCAGCAUCCAGGGCGUCGUGCACCGUGUGCCCGCCCUGCGCUUCAACAGCUCCAGCGUCCAGUGCCAGAACAGCUCGUAUCUCUAUGAUGGGAUGGACAUCAGCAACCUGGCCGUGGACUUUGCCGUGGUUUGGAAUGGGAACUUUGUUAUUGACAACCCAGAAGAUCUGAAAGUUCACCUCUACAAGUGCGCAGCCCAGCGAGAGAGCUGCGGGCUCUGCCUCAAAGCCGACCCCAAGUUCGAGUGCGGGUGGUGCAGCGGCGAGGCCAAGUGCACGCUGCGGCCGCACUGCGGCUCCGGCGCGCAGCAGCCCUGGCUCGACUGGUCCAGCAGGAACGUCAAAUGCUCCAACCCUCGCAUCACUGAGAUCCUGACAGUGUCAGGCCCCCCAGAAGGAGGGACGAGGGUGACCAUCCGUGGUGUCAACCUGGGCCUGGACUUCGCCGAGAUCGCGCAGGGGGUGCAGGUUGCUGGGGUGCAGUGCAUGCCCCUGCCCGAGCACUACGUCGUCGCUGAACAGAUUGUCUGUGAAAUGGGGCAGGCACUUCCAGGGAUCAGCUCCGGCCCAGUGCUCCUGUGCAUCGGAGAGUGCAAGCCUGAGUUCACGGCCAAGUCCACGCAGCAGUACAUGUUUGUGACUCCAUCAGUGAGCUUCCUGAAUCCCAGCCGUGGUCCUGAGUCAGGAGGGACAAUGGUGACCAUCUCUGGGCACUACCUGGGAUCUGGCAGCAGAGUGUCUGUGCUCCUGGGAAACCAGACCUGUGAAUUCUAUGGGAGAUCCAUGAACGAGAUCAUCUGCAUGACAGCUCCAUCAGCCCACGGCCUGGGAGCUGUCCACGUCUCCGUCAGCGUCGACCGCGCUCAGCUGGAGAGGACCCUGCAGUUUGAGUACAUCGAGGACCCCAAGGUGCAGCACAUCGAACCCGAGUGGAGCAUUGCCAGCGGGCACACGCCUCUGACCGUCACCGGCUCCAACCUGGACGUGAUCCAGGAGCCAAGGAUCCGAGUCAAGUACAACGGCAAGGAGUUUGUCAAUGUCUGCAAGGUGGUGAACUCGACAGCACUUGCCUGCCUGGCUCCCCCCCUCACCACCGAGUACCGACCUGGGCUGGACGCCGUUGAGCGGCCAGAUGAGUUUGGGUUUAUCUUCAACAAUGUGCAGUCCCUCCUGGUCUACAAUGACACCAAGUUCAUCUACUACCCCAACCCAACGUUUGAACUCUUGAGCCCAACUGGGGUGCUGGAGCAGAAGCCUGGGUCACCUAUCAUCCUGAAGGGCAGGAACCUGUGUCCACCUGCUGCUGGAGGAGCAAAGCUCAACUACACCAUGUUGAUCGGAGAAACUCCCUGUGCCGUCACCGUCUCUGAGACCCAGCUGCUGUGUGAGCCACCAAAUCUCUCUGGACAGCACAAAGUCAUGGUACGUGUGGGUGGCAUCAUCUAUUCCCCUGGCUCAGUGAGCAUCAUCUCAGACAGCCUCCUGACCCUGCCAGCCAUCGUCAGCAUCGCGGCCGGGGGCAGCCUGCUGCUCAUCAUCGUCAUCAUCGUCCUCAUCGCCUACAAGCGCAAGUCCCGAGAGAACGACCUGACCCUCAAGAGGCUGCAGAUGCAGAUGGACAACCUGGAAUCUAGGGUGGCCUUGGAGUGCAAGGAAGCUUUUGCAGAGCUGCAGACAGACAUCAACGAGCUGACCAGCGACCUGGAUCGCUCCGGGAUCCCCUACCUGGACUAUCGGACGUAUGCCAUGAGAGUGCUGUUCCCUGGCAUCGAGGACCACCCUGUGCUGAGGGAGCUGGAGGUCCAAGGGAACGGGCAGCAGAGUGUGGAGAAGGCCUUGAAGCUCUUUGCUCAGCUGCUCAACAACAAAGUCUUCCUGCUGACCUUCAUCCGAACGCUGGAGCUGCAGCGCAGCUUCUCCAUGCGCGACCGCGGCAACGUGGCCUCGCUGAUCAUGACAGGGCUGCAGGGCAAGCUGGAGUAUGCCACUGAUGUGCUGAAGCAGCUCCUCUCAGACCUCAUCGAGAAGAACCUGGAAAACAAGAACCACCCCAAACUGCUGCUGCGCAGGACCGAGUCAGUGGCUGAGAAGAUGCUGACGAAUUGGUUUGCCUUCCUCCUCCACAAGUUCCUCAAGGAGUGUGCUGGAGAGCCUCUCUUCAUGCUCUACUGUGCCAUCAAGCAGCAGAUGGAGAAGGGUCCGAUCGAUGCCAUCACGGGAGAGGCUCGGUACUCCCUCAGUGAGGACAAGCUCAUCAGGCAGCAGAUUGAGUACAAGACUCUGAUCCUAAACUGUGUGAACCCAGACAACGAGAACAGCCCAGAGAUCCCUGUGAAGGUGCUGAACUGUGACACCAUCACCCAAGUCAAGGAGAAGAUCCUGGAUGCAGUAUACAAAAACGUCCCUUACUCCCAAAGACCAAGAGCUGUUGACAUGGACUUGGAGUGGCGGCAGGGCCGGAUCGCUCGCGUGGUCCUGCAGGAUGAAGACAUCACCACCAAGAUUGAAGGAGAUUGGAAGCGUUUGAACACCUUGAUGCAUUAUCAGGUCUCAGACCGCUCAGUUGUGGCUCUCGUUCCCAAGCAGACCUCCUCCUACAACAUUCCUGCCUCUGCCAGCAUAUCCCGGACAUCUAUUAGCAGAUAUGACUCCACCUUCCGCUACACCGGCAGCCCUGACAGCCUGCGCUCCCGGGCCCCCAUGAUCACCCCUGACCUGGAGAGUGGUGUCAAGGUCUGGCACUUGGUUAAAAACCAUGACCAUGGAGACCAGAAGGAAGGAGACCGAGGCAGCAAGAUGGUGUCUGAGAUCUACCUGACCAGGCUACUGGCUACAAAGGGCACGCUGCAGAAGUUCGUGGACGACUUGUUCGAGACGCUGUUCAGCACCGUGCACCGCGGCAGCGCGCUGCCGCUCGCCAUCAAGUACAUGUUUGAUUUCCUGGAUGAGCAGGCAGAUAAGCAUGGCAUCCACGACACAGAUGUGAGGCACACCUGGAAGAGCAAUUGCCUCCCUCUUCGCUUCUGGGUGAACGUGAUCAAAAACCCCCAGUUUGUGUUUGACAUCCACAAGGGCAGCAUCACAGAUGCCUGCCUCUCCGUGGUGGCUCAGACCUUCAUGGACUCCUGCUCCACCUCAGAGCACCGCCUGGGCAAGGAUUCCCCCUCCAACAAGCUGCUAUAUGCCAAGGACAUCCCCAGCUACAAGAGCUGGGUGGAGAGGUAUUAUGCAGACAUUGCCAAGCUCCCUGCCAUCAGUGACCAGGACAUGAAUGCCUACCUCGCCGAGCAGUCGCGGCUGCACUCCGUCGAGUUCAACAUGCUGAGCGCUCUCAACGAGAUCUACUCCUACGUCAGCAAGUACAGCGAAGAGCUCAUUGGGGCUUUGGAGCAGGACGAGCAGGCACGCAGGCAGCGUCUGGCAUACAAAGUAGAACAACUCAUUGGGGCCAUGUCUAUUGAGAGCUGAAGAAAGGUCACAGUGCUCAUGGUGACAAAGGGCAGGAGAACGCAGGGACGCUCGGGAAUGAAGAGGGAGACGGAGCAAGAACGGUGCUGAACACACAUACACCCCAAGGCUCUUCUGGAGGGAGCAGAGACUGCCCCAAGGACUGACUGUGUUCAAAAUCACAGAGGAUCUGGUUUGGAAAGGCAGGAAGAGAAGACAGUGAAGCAUCUCGAGCAAAGCCCAAUCAAGAUGGAUCCUUUCUGAUGAGCAUAGACAGAAAGAAGGACGCUGGAAAGGUCUGGAUGUCUCCAUGACUGCUGCUUUGCAUGAAAAAUCAUUUGAUGUAUAUUAGAAAAGAAAACUUUAUUUAAAGGGUUUUUUUUUAAUAAGAAAAAGGAAGAAAGAAAAAAAGGAAAAAAAAAAAAGAAAAAAGAAAGAAAAAAGAAAAAGGAAAAGAAAUUAACAGAAAAAGAAAGAAAAAUCAAUAAAAGCAAAACCCACAGAGGCCACAGAGAUAAGCCUGGCAACAAAGUCCACCUCUGAGUCCUGUCCUCCAGAGGCUUCCUAGGCCAUGGCUGCAAACUGACUCAUGACCCCAACUGGAAUGUCUGGAACAGCAAAAUCUGCUUCUUUCUGGGACUCUUACAGGAAAGGAAAGAACAAAAUAAAGCAACCCAGGAGCACAAGUUUGCACCACAGCUUUCCACACUGCUCCAAUCCCAGCUUAGCCAGAAAACACUGCAGUGGCUCAGUAACUUAGGGGCACCAGAAGGAACUUGACCUGAACGUCAAACCCAACAGCUCAACCAGCCUGUCUUGAGACCCAGCUUUAUCUCUGUACUUAUACAUCUCUUGAGAUCCAGCUUUAUCUCUGUAUUUAUACAUCUCUCUAUAUAUAUAUUAGUUUUGGAAUCCCAUUGCCUGUCAAACAAGGGAAGAUUUGAUUUGC